This is a messenger RNA of Carlito syrichta (Philippine tarsier), 1599 nucleotides long. It is a transcript of the gene ZBTB32, whose product is annotated as zinc finger and BTB domain containing 32. Gene Ontology annotation, molecular function: DNA-binding transcription factor activity, RNA polymerase II-specific; protein binding; RNA polymerase II cis-regulatory region sequence-specific DNA binding. The record is from RefSeq and is a predicted model, not a curated record. Bases 80 to 1543 code for a protein of 487 amino acids. The transcript has 5 exons. NCBI's taxonomy places the organism in Eukaryota, Metazoa, Chordata, Mammalia, Primates, Tarsiidae. Gene Ontology annotation, cellular component: nucleus. Gene Ontology annotation, biological process: regulation of transcription by RNA polymerase II.
UCCCUCUCCCUUCCACCACGGACCCCACAUUGUGGCCUUUCUCUUAGAGCCUCUGAGGUUGGCACCCAGGAAAGGCAAAAUGCCCCUUCCCCCCGUAAGACUGCCCAGCCCUUAUGGCUCUGAUCGGCUAGUACGGCUGGCAGCCAGGCUGCGGCCAGCACUGUGUGACACCCUGAUCACUGUAGGGAGCCAGGAGUUCCCUGCCCACAGCCUGGUACUGGCAGGUGUGAGUGAGCAGCUGGGCCACAGGGGCCAGUGGGCUCUGGUAGAAGGCAUCAGCCCUUCCACCUUUGCCCGCCUGCUGUACUUUGUUUAUGGGGAGAGUAUAGAGCUGCAGCCUGAGGAGCUGGAGCCCCUUGAGGCGGCGGCCAGGGCACUGGGGGUGCAGUCCCUGGAAGAGGCAUGCAGGAGUGCUCGAAGGCACAGGGCUGAAGAGCUGGCCCCAGAACUGAAGAAGCAUCAAGAGGAGCCAGAGAAGCCCACGAGGGAUUCUGAGAGAGGACUGGGGGGCCUGGCAGAGAAGCAGAAACCAGAGGAUUUUAGAACUGGUGGGAGAGAAGAAGAGAUGCUGCAGAAGCACAAGCCCCCGAAAGAGAGCCCUGAGAUGGCAGGGACAAUGCAGGAGGGUCCGGGGGAGCAGAUGAGCUCGAAGGAGGAGAAACUCAGCCGAUCCCCUUUUGGCCACAGAGGAGCGGAUGGGGAGCAGGGACUGACCCUGUGGCUGAGAGACAGUCCGGAGGGCGCUGAGGAAUGCGGGCGGGAGUUCCCUGGCCCCCCGCCCCCACCAGGUCUCCUCCAGGCCAGGGUCGCCCCCCGGCCCUGGUGGGCUGAGGCCCCUUGGUUGGGGGAGGACCAGCCUGCCCUGUGGAGCAUCUUGUUGUUGCCACCCAGGUGUGGCACCCCCUUCUCCCAUAGCACGCCCAUCACUGGAGCCUGGCAGGUCUGGCCACGGAACCAGAGAAUCCCAUUGUCUCUGAAUGCUCCCAAAGGGCUCUGGAACCAGAACCAGGUAGCCUCCUCCAGCCCCACCCCAGGUUCCCUCCCUCAGGGCCCCCCACAGUUCAGCCCCGGGGAGACGGAAGAGUCUGCUCAGGGGCACACAGGCACCCUUGCAAGCUGUGUGGGUCAUGAGGGCAAAGCAGCCUGUCAGCCUCUCCAACACCCUCCCUCAGUCCCUCCUGUUCGGUCUCGGCCCUAUGCUUGUUCCGUCUGUGGAAAGAGGUUUUCACUCAAGCAUCAGAUGGAGACGCAUUACCGAGUCCACACAGGAGAGAAGCCCUUCUCCUGUAGCCUUUGUCCUCAGCGCUCCCGGGACUUCUCGGCUAUGACCAAGCACCUGCGGACGCACGGGGCCGCGCCAUACCGCUGCCCUCUGUGCGGGGCCGGCUGUCCUAGCCUGGCCUCCAUGCAGGCGCACAUGCGCGGCCACUCGCCCAGCCAGCUCCCGCCGGGAUGGACCAUCCGCUCCACUUUCCUCUACUCCUCCUCGAGGCCGUCUCGACCCUCGACUUCUUCCUGUCGCCCCUCUUCUCCCACCACCUGAUGGGGUGUCGGUGGCGUCUUUGGCCUCAGCCAAGACCAAUAGUCGAGUAAAGGAUA